Molecule: messenger RNA, 1608 nt
Organism: Myotis lucifugus (little brown bat)
Lineage: Eukaryota; Metazoa; Chordata; Mammalia; Chiroptera; Vespertilionidae
Gene: GHITM
Product: growth hormone inducible transmembrane protein
Exons: 8
Coding region: 357-1397 (346 amino acids)
Cellular component (GO): mitochondrial inner membrane
Source: RefSeq, a predicted model, not a curated record
GAGCGGGAGUUGAGCUUCGGGUGCGGCCCCCCCGGAGCGGGGAGCGUUGGGACCCGCAGAGCGAGCCUCGGGAUCCACACCUACGGGCGCACCGGGAGGUUUCAGAACUGGAACAUUUUACAUCCUGUUGGAAGGGAAGUCGUUUUCGGCAUGUUUGGCAGAAAUGUGCUUGGGUCCCGUUGAUGUCUGGUCACCUUGCGAUGCAGGACGACCUUGAGAGUUGCUCGUCUCUGGGUUUUGUCGGAUGAGUUUCCUGAAUUAACCAGACGCGCAGGGGUUUAACAUCUGGGAGCUACGUGAGUCCGCCCCUUCGCCGGCUCACGGUGGCCUCUGUCUGUCCCCCCAGCACCUGCGCCAUGCUGGCCGCCAGGCUCGCGUGUCUCCGGACGCUGCCGCCCAGGGCCUUCCGCCAGGGCCUGCCCACCAAGGCCGCCCCCGGGCUGCGGGGCCCCGGCGGGCAGGGCCCGUGGCCCUCCGCCCCCGGCCGGGAAUAUGCCACCAAAACAAGAAUUGGGAUCCGGCGUGGGAAAACCGGACAAGAACUCAAGGAAGCAGCAUUGGAACCGUCAAUGGAAAAAAUAUUUAAAAUUGAUCAGAUGGGAAGAUGGUUUAUUGCUGGAGGGGCUGCUGUUGGCCUUGGUGCAUUGUGCUACUAUGGCUUGGGAAUGUCUAAUGAGAUUGGAGCAAUUGAAAAGGCUGUAAUUUGGCCUCAGUAUGUGAAGGAUAGAAUUCAUUCUACCUACAUGUACUUAGCAGGAAGCAUUGGUUUAACAGCCUUGUCAGCCCUGGCAGUGAGCAGAACUCCUGUUCUCAUGAACUUCAUGAUGAGAGGCUCUUGGGUGACAAUUGGUGCAACCUUUGCAGCCAUGAUUGGAGCUGGAAUGCUGGUACAAUCAAUACCUUAUGACCGGAGCCCAGGCCCAAAGCAUCUUGCUUGGUUACUGCAUUCUGGUGUGAUGGGCGCAGUGGUGGCUCCUCUGACGAUAUUAGGGGGGCCUCUUCUCAUCAGAGCUGCAUGGUACACGGCAGGCGUCGUAGGUGGCCUCUCCACUGUGGCCAUGUGUGCACCCAGUGAGAAGUUUCUGAACAUGGGAGCACCCCUGGGAGUGGGCCUGGGCCUCGUCUUUGUGUCCUCACUGGGAUCUAUGUUUCUUCCACCUACCACUGUGGCUGGUGCCACUCUGUACUCGGUGGCAAUUUAUGGUGGAUUAGCUCUUUUCAGCAUGUUCCUUCUGUAUGACACGCAGAAAGUCAUCAAGCGUGCAGAAAUAGUGCCAGUGUAUGGAGUUCAAAAAUAUGAUCCCAUCAAUUCGAUGCUGGGAAUCUACAUGGAUACAUUAAAUAUAUUUAUGCGAGUUGCCACUAUUCUAGCAACUGGAAACAGCAGAAAGAAGUGAAGUGACUCCGCUUCUGACAUCGUUAAUGCGUCAGAUUCCUCCUGGCUUGUCUAGUAGGGCAGGUAUUCAUUAAGUAGUUUAUUGAAGCAGCUUUUGUUGAAGUUUAGAAGAUAAGAACUUGUCAUCAUGUUUGAAAUGUCCCAGUAAUGUGAUCCUUCAGGUCUGCUUUUUCUUCUAGAGAAUAAAUUCAGUAGUUCUCUGCCAAAUAAGC